This is a messenger RNA of Botrytis porri, 546 nucleotides long. RefSeq lists its product as uncharacterized. The record is from RefSeq and is a predicted model, not a curated record. The transcript has a single exon. The coding region runs from base 1 to 546 and encodes 181 amino acids. Lineage: Eukaryota; Fungi; Ascomycota; Leotiomycetes; Helotiales; Sclerotiniaceae. Gene Ontology annotation, cellular component: extracellular region.
AUGGUCUCCAUCAAAGCUCUCGCCUUCUACCUUGCCACCAUGGCCGUCGCCGUCUCAGCAGCUCCUGCCGCGGUCAAAUCUGUUACUACUGCCGAUAGCGUCAUCGCCGACAUCAACAGUAUCGAUGCUGAUGUCCUGGUCCUGACCGGUAGCCUCGACGCCGUCAAGGCUAAACAACUCGAUUCCUCUUCCGUGAAUGUCUACUUCACAUCCCUCCAUAUCGCAAAUCAGCAAGGAGUCACCGAUGCAGCCCUUGAGGCCCCAGCCAGCCCCGAGGAUUCCACCCGUGUUGUGGCCACCAUCGAGACGACCUUGUCUAUUGACAUCCCCAACGCUAUCGACGUCUUGAUAGCGAAGAAGGAAUUUUUCACAAGUGAUCAACAAACGCUUACUCUCGCGUGGUUGAUUGUCUUGCAGAAUGAUUACAAUACUUUCGGUGGACUCUUGGUUCAAAGAACCUCCGAGGAUGUGAUCCCCAGGGCUGCAGCUGCCGCUAAGCUUAUCGGUGAUGCAAUUACUGCUGGUAUCGCUUAUUACUCUUCUUAA